This is a messenger RNA of Stereum hirsutum FP-91666 SS1, 628 nucleotides long. RefSeq lists its product as uncharacterized. The transcript has a single exon. The record is from RefSeq and is a predicted model, not a curated record. Lineage: Eukaryota; Fungi; Basidiomycota; Agaricomycetes; Russulales; Stereaceae. The coding region runs from base 181 to 612 and encodes 143 amino acids.
ACUCGCCCCAACGUACGCCUUCGUUCCCUCCUUCCUACAUUGAGAUCCUCGGAACGUUCCAGCUCUUUGGUGGAGGCGUACGAACACGACGCCUGCGAUAGUGUGUCCGCCGUCUGGCCAUACGAAAUUUAGUGGGGUCCGACCUCUGAUGCUCGCGUGUCACAUCCCCAUCUCACAUCCAUGCCCACUCCCACACCGUCACCCGAAUUCGACCCCGAACCCGAACCCGCCAAGGGUUAUCCUUCGCAUUCGGGACAAACCUACCCCAGGGCCACUUUUCAUUUCCAUUGCGGUCCUCCACUACAAAACACAGCACCACCAUCACCAUCAGCACCGGCACCACCACCAUCACCACUAACAACAAGCUCUCCUGUCCCCUCUCUCAUCUUCAUCUUCCUACAUCCUCUCCUUCAUUCUCACACCCGACGCAACCUUGUUGCUCUUAGCCUUCUUAGCCUUCUAAUUCGCCGGCUUGUUGUCUCGGGACCGUGUGUGUGUGGAUUUGGCGCGAACGAAGGUAAUGGAAGCAGAGAUGGACGCAGAAAGGGAGAGCGAAGCGGGAAGGAGGCUGAGAAGCGAGGGAAUGGCAGGAGAGUCGGAGUCGAACGUUAGCGCGUCGGCUUGAGUC